UAGUCUCACCACCCACAACAUUUAGGCAUUAGUUCAUAGCAUAAGUCUUUACAUGCAAAAUAGUUGAACACGUUGUCAUAACAUGUCAAGCAUAUUUCUAUACAUUUCCAUGAGACUUUUUUUCUAAGUCUGUCCUGAAUUGGUAAAUUGCUCCCAGGUGAAUCUUGACUUUCUCAAACGAAUCAAUCAACUGGCAAGUAUAUACGUAUAUUGCCGGAGCACAACACAGUGUUACAAUUUCUGAAAAUGGACGGACAAGGAAUUGGACGGGGUCAACAGCCAGCGAGAAGAAGAAGAGGAGUGAGGCUGCGUGGCGGAGGACUUGGGAGGCAAAAUAGAGGAAGAGGCAGAAGAGGCCGAGGACAUAUGCGUGUUCCUGAUGAAAUAAGAGCCACACUUGUAGACCAUGUUGUCAAUCAUGGGCUUACAAUGGCCGAGGCUGGUCGAAGGGUGCAGCCAAAUGUUGGGAGGACAACUGUAUCCUCAAUCAUUCAGACUUUUCGUCAACAGAACCGGUAUGUAAUCUAACAAUAGGCACUGUACUGUAAUACUGUAUACUUUCUGUAAUGCUUCAUACAAUAUUACAGUAUUCCACUUGCAUUUUACAAUAUUCAUUUAGUAUACUUUAUGUAAACAGUGACAUUUUAUCUUACUCAAUUUUGUGUUUUGCAUUACUAUAUGUCUUCCACAUAGGACUGCAAGACAGCUUCACAGGGGUGGCAGAGGGCCCCUUUUCACACCCGAACAGGAGGAGGCUAUUUGCACCAUGGUCGUAGAAAACAAUGCCAUAAGACUAAGGGAGAUACAGAGUGCCAUUAUAGAAGACAACAACAUCUUUGAUAACAUCCAAACAGUCAGCAUCUCAACCAUUGACAGGGUGCUGAAAAGACACCAAAUGAAUAUGAAGCAGCUGUACACCGUUCCAUUUGAAAGAAAUGACGAAAGAGUGAAGGACCUGCGCUACCAGUAUGUACAGCGUAUAAUGGAACUGGAAGCAAGUGAACCACCGCACAGCUUCAUCUACAUGGAUGAGGCUGGCUUCAACCUAACUAAACGCAGAAGGCGUGGUCGAAAUAUCAUCGGCCACAGAGCUACAGCUGAUGUGCCAGGCCAACGGGGCGGGAACAUAACCAUGGCUGCUGCUAUCUCUGAGAAUGGUGUGCUAACGCAUAUUCCCAUUAUUGGGCCAUACAACACAGAGCAUCUUGUCACCUUUUUAGACACACUCUACAGGGAUCUCAUCCCUGAAGAAGAGAGGGGCCAGACUGGAGAUGACCUGCCAAAGUAUGUGAUUGUUUGGGACAAUGUCAGUUUCCAUCGCUCCAACAUCAUCAGGCAAUGGUUUGCGGCCCACAACAGGAUGCUGAUGGAGUUCCUCUCACCCUACUCCCCAUUCCUUAAUCCCAUUGAGGAAUUUUUCUCAGCAUGGAGAUGGAAAGUAUAUGAUCGCCAGCCACAUACACAGAUGACCCUUCUGGCUGCCAUGGAUGCAGCGUGUGAUGACAUCACAGCAGAUGCCUGCAGAGGCUGGAUAAGACACUCCAAAAGAUUCUUUCCACGCUGCAUCGCAAGAGAAAACAUUCGUUGUGAUGUGGAUGAGAAUUUGUGGCCCAACAGACAGGAACGUCAGGAGGUGUAGGACGAUUGCACUGUAAUUACGGCACUGCAUGUACAGUUUUCCCUAAGGAGAUUGUCCUAUGUUUACAUUUCUACUUUUGUUUUUGUUUUUUCUUUGUGCUAUGCAGUGCUGUCUUUUCUUUUCUUUAUCAGGAAAAAAAUAAAAGCGUAAAUGUGAAUCUUGUCCAGUCUCUUUCAAACUCCACAUACACUAAGGUGUAACCUACAAUUUACAAUAAUUGUCAUCAAAACUUAUAGCCAUAGUUUACAUCAGAACAUCCCUCCAGAGUACACUGUUAUAUUGACAACAUGACUAAGCAAUUUGACUGUCUUAUCCGUACACAAUGACACAAGGACUUGUCAUUCUGAUGCACUGACAUGUUCAUUGACACGGAUAUUUAGUUUUGAGAGAUGAACUAAUGAUUUUGAGCAAGAGAGUGGCUUUUGCAGGUCAUCCAUGGUGUUUUGCUAUUUGUACAAAUUGUUUUGAGAAAUGCACUUACUGUUUUGCAAAUG
Messenger RNA from Centropristis striata (black sea bass), 2133 nucleotides. RefSeq lists its product as uncharacterized. The record is from RefSeq and is a predicted model, not a curated record. Lineage: Eukaryota; Metazoa; Chordata; Actinopteri; Perciformes; Serranidae. Bases 767 to 1639 code for a protein of 290 amino acids. Gene Ontology annotation, molecular function: nucleic acid binding. The transcript has 2 exons.